AUGGAUUGGUAUUACGCCCCGUCCGAAUAUCUCCUGGAGAAGGAUCACAUCGACGAGUCUUUAGAAUCGAUCCUGCCCCAGCUAAAGGCGAGGAUCGUCGCGCUUUACAAGGCCCUCCUCCCAUACCAGAUAAAAAGAAUCUGCUCCUACUACCGCCACCAGGGUCUCGUUUUUCUCUGUGGCCUUGCCAACUGGGACGACUGGGACGCCGCCCUGAAGGCUGUCACGGACGCGGAAGAUGCCCUGCAGAGGGACUCGGACCAGUACAACAAGCUCCAAGCGAAGGAGGCAUUGGGCUAA
This is a messenger RNA of Podospora pseudopauciseta, 300 nucleotides long. RefSeq lists its product as uncharacterized. The transcript has a single exon. The record is from RefSeq and is a predicted model, not a curated record. Lineage: Eukaryota; Fungi; Ascomycota; Sordariomycetes; Sordariales; Podosporaceae. The coding region runs from base 1 to 300 and encodes 99 amino acids.